Aegilops tauschii subsp. strangulata is the source of this 1356-nucleotide messenger RNA. RefSeq lists its product as uncharacterized. NCBI's taxonomy places the organism in Eukaryota, Viridiplantae, Streptophyta, Magnoliopsida, Poales, Poaceae. The record is from RefSeq and is a predicted model, not a curated record.
AUGGACAUAGCUCAGCUUAUCCAAGCCUUCGGAGAGGAACGCCAAGCCAACGCUGCAGCCCUCCAGAUGAUUGCUCAAGCUGUCACCAACAAUCGCCACCCAGCGGGGAAUGGCAAUGGACAUUCCACGUUCACGGUGUUCAAGAAGCAUGCACCACCCACCUUCAUCGAGACUGUUAAACCCCUGGAUGCCAACGACUGGGUCCGCACCAUUGACGAUCUGCUAGAACUAGUCGGUUGUACUGAAGACCGUGAGAGGAUGGCAUAUGCUGCCCACUGUCUCGGGGGAACUGCCAGAGCUUCGUGGGAUGGAUUCAAGGUCAUGCAUCUUGGGCAAGCCAUCACUUGGAAUGACUUCAAGGCAGAAUUCUGCAAGGCCCAUAUUCCUUCCGGGAUCAUGGCCAUCAAGAAGCGUGAGUUCCGAGCCCUGAAGCAAGGAAGUGGCACUGUCAAGGAGUACAUGCAGAAGUUCAGUGUUCUGUCAAGGUAUGCCCCUGAGGAUGUCAGCACUGAUGCUGCCAAAAGAGAGCGCUUCAUGGAAGGACUUAAUCAGACUCUGCAGUACUCGCUUGUUGUGUGUGACUGCCCAACCUUUCCUGAUCUGGUGAACAAGGCACUCAUGCUUGAGGACAAGCGACGUGCUUUGGAUGAUACCCGUAAGCGCAAGCUUAUCAGCAAAGAACCAAGGACAAGGCCGUGGAGCCCCAUAGAGGAACCAAGCUCCCGCAAUCUGCCCAACAAUAGCAAGGGGCGUGUGAACCACGCCACUGCAGAGGAAGCCCAGGAAGACCCGGACGUCGUGUUGGGUACGUUCCUUGUCAACUCAGCACCUGCAACUGUCGUGUUCGAUUUUGGAGCCACGCAUUCAUUUUUCACCCAAAAGUUUGCAUUAGAAAGUGGCAUGACCCCUACACCCCUGAAUAACCCCAUGGUGAUACAAACCCCAGGAUCAGAGAUGAGGUCCAAGAUAGGGUGUAAAGGAGUUGCGAUCAUCAUUAACGGGGUAGAAUUCCUAGCAGACCUUAUUAUCUUGAGAUCACAAGGCUUGGAUGUGAUCUUAGGAAUGGAUUGGCUCAUCAAGCACCAAGGCUUGUUAGAUUGUGCCAACCGGACUGUCACCCUGACCAAUGGCCAAGGAGUUGAAGUCAAGUUUGUCCCCAACUCUUCCUCCAAUCAAGCCUCUCAGGUCAAUUGUCUGAUAGGGAUUGAGUUGGAUCAAGUACCAGUGGUAUCUGAGUACCCCGAUGUCUUUCCUAAUGAGCUUCCCGGAAUGCCUCCUGACCGUGACAUUGAGUUCAUCAUCGAGCUCAUGCCCGUAGGAGGACCCAUCUAUAAGAAGCCUUAUAGAAUGGGAUGA